Messenger RNA from Calypte anna (Anna's hummingbird), 4410 nucleotides. It is a transcript of the gene PRG4, whose product is annotated as proteoglycan 4. The record is from RefSeq and is a predicted model, not a curated record. Gene Ontology annotation, molecular function: scavenger receptor activity; polysaccharide binding. Gene Ontology annotation, biological process: immune response. Bases 69 to 3509 code for a protein of 1146 amino acids. Lineage: Eukaryota; Metazoa; Chordata; Aves; Apodiformes; Trochilidae. The transcript has 11 exons.
ACCUAUUUACAAAGCAAUAUAUAAGACAUCUGAAGGACCACGAAGAGCAGUCAUCCUCUUUGUUAGGAAUGAUGUCGUACCUGAAAGUAAUGAUCAUUUGGAACAUACUUUCUGUAUCCCUGGUGAUCCUUUCACUGUCCUUGAUUCAAGAAGUAUCUUCUCAAGCACUCUCCUGCAAAGGACGUUGCUUUGAAGCCUUUGAAAGAGGAAGGGAGUGUGACUGUGAUGCAGACUGCGAGCGCUACGGCAAAUGUUGCCCAGACUACGCCAAAGAGUGUAAAGAAGCUCAUGAAGAAAAGGCAGCUGAGACUCCUCCACCAACCAAACCACCAAAAAAUGAGGAAGAGAAGCCAGAGGAAGUAACACAGCCCAAUGAAGUUAUGGAAGAGACCACUACAGCUCAGACAGAGACCCCUGCGACAACAGUGGCAACAACAACCAAAGCAGACUCUCCCACCACCCCCAAACCUGAAGACACAACCCCAGAGGCCACAGAGAAACCAACAACCAAGGAAGACCUUCCCACCACCCCUAAAGUAGAAGAUACGACCCCAGAGGUCACAGAGGAACCAGUGACAGAGGCAGAGUCUCCCACUCCCUCAAAACCUGAAGACACAACCCCAGAGGCCACAGAGGAACCAGUGACAGAGGCAGACUCUCCCACUCCCAAACCUGAAGACACCACCCCAGAGGCCACAGAGGAACCAGCAACUGAGGCGGACUCUCCCACCACCCCAAAACCUGAAGAGACCACCCCAGAGGAACCAACAACUGAGGCUGACUCUCCCACCACCCCAAAACCUGAAGAGACCACCCCAAAACCUGAAGAGACCACCCCAGAGGAACCAACAACUGAGGCUGAAUCUCCCACCACCCCAAAACCUGAAGAGACCACCCAAAAACCUGAAGAGACUACCCCAAAACCUGAAGAGACCACCCCAGAGGAACCAACAACUGAGGCUGAAUCUCCCACCACCCCAAAGCCUGAAGAGACCACCCCAAAACCUGAAGAGACCACCCCAGAGGAACCAACAACUGAGGCUGAAUCUCCCACUACCCCAAAACCUGAAGAGACCACCCCAAAACCUGAAGAGACCACCCCAAAACCUGAAGAGACCACUCCAGAGGAACCAACAACUGAGGCUGACUCUCCCACCACCCCAAAACCUGAAGAGACCACCCCAAAACCUGAAGAGACCACCCCAGAAGAACCAACAACUGAGGCUGAAUCUCCCACCACCCCAAAAUCUGAAGAGACCACCCCAAAACCUGAAGAGACCACUCCAGAGGAACCAACAACUGAGGCUGACUCUCCCACCACCCCAAAACCUGAAGAGACCACCCCAGAGGAACCAACAACUGAGGCUGACUCUCCCACCACCCCAAAGCCUGAAGAGACCACCCCAAAACCUGAAGAGACCACCCCAGAGGAACCAACAACUGAGGCUGACUCUCCCACCACCCCAAAGCCUGAAGAGACCACCCCAAAACCUGAAGAGACCACCCCAGAGGAACCAACAACUGAGGCUGACUCUCCAACCACCCCAAAACCUGAAGAGACCACCCCAGAGGAACCAACAACUGAGGCUGACUCUCCCACCACCCCAAAGCCUGAAGAGACAACCCCCAAACCUGAAGAGACCACCCCAGAAGAACCAACAACCAAGGCUGAAUCUCCCACCACCCCAAAGCCUGAAGAGACCACCCCAAAACCUGAUGAGACCACCCCAGAGGAACCAACAACUGAGGCUGAAUCUCCCACCACCCCAAAACCUGAAGAGACCACCCCCAAACCUGAAGAGACCACCCCAGAAGAACCAACAACCAAGGCUGACUCUCCCACCACCCCCAAACCUGAAGAAACCACCCCAGAGGAACCAACAACCAAGGCUGACUCUCCCACCACCCCAAAACCUGAAGAGACCACCCAAAAACCUGAAGACAACACCCCAGAAGCACCAACAACCAAGGCUGAAUCUCCCACAACCCCAAAACCUGAAGAGACCACCCCAGAAGCACCAACAACCAAGGCAGACUCUCCCACCAGCCCUGAGGACAUGGGCCCUGCUGCAGCCACCGAGGCUGACACAGCUGCUGACUCUCCUGCAGAAGAUGAAGCAGCCACAGCUGAAGAAGAGAAGGCUCCCACACCAGAAGAGACCUCAACAGCUAAAAAAGAAGAAAGCCCUGUGGGAACUACAACAACAGCAGCUACAACUCCCGUGCCCAAACCCACUGUGCUGGCAACACCUGCCAAAAUAGAUUCAACUCCUAAACCUGAUGAGGUUGUAACAACAACUCAGAGAGACACAACCACAGAAAAUAAGCCGUCUGUGACAGCAGCAGCCAAAGAGAGCAUGGGUGCUAUCUGUGUUGCUGUACAGCCAACAGCAGAUGGUAAAAAAGAGGUAACCACCAUCAAAGAAACUAGUGUCACACCUGAAAAAGCAGUAGAAGAUGCCCCUGAAGAGGCCCCUGGUGUUGAUAAGGGAGAGGAAAGUACAGCACCCAAAGAGACUGCUACAAGAGAGAAAAAAGACACAAUAGAAGAAAUGUUUAUAAUUUCUAAUGGGACAUCCAAGCCAACUAUACAUUUCCAGGAGGUUCCUCAGCCAGCUGACCCUGACACUCUGCCAGUAAAAGAAGAGCCGGAGAUAAACAACCAACCUUCAUCAGAGACUGAGGACUUCCCAGCUGUACCUGGAGCAACACAAGCAGUGAACGACGAGAAGGAUCUGUGCAACGGGAAGCCGGCGGACAGCAUGGUGGCCCUGCCGAACGGCACCUUGGCCGUCUUCAGGGGUCACUACUACUGGCUGCUGAACGGCAGGAACCCCCCAACCACCAACCCCCGCCGCAUCAGCGACGGCUGGGGCAUCCCCUCUCCCAUCGACGCCGUCUUCUCCAGGUGCAACUGCGACGGCAAAACUUUCUUCAUCAAGGGCCCCUUAUACUGGCGUUUCACUAAUGGUGUUAUGGAUAAAGGCUACCCCAAACCUCUUGCAAAUGGAUUUGCAGGGAUAAGUGGGAAAAUAGUAGCAACCCUUCCCGUGGCAAGAUACAACAACAGACCAGAAUCUGUUUACUUUAUCAAAAAAGAUGGCAACAUGCAGCAGUAUGUGUACAGACAAGAACCAGCCAAGAAGUGUCAAAGGAGGACCCGGGUGACAGUCAGAUACCCAGCUUAUGUCCCAAGGCUUGUAAUAAGGAGACGCUUCCAACGUGCAGUGAGAAACCCAACAGUUAUUCAGAGCGUUAGAAUCAACCCACAUCCAUCUGGAAUGUUGCGCAAGGAAAUCAAAACGACUGCCUACUGGAGAGGGCUCCCAAAAGUCAUUCAUUCAACUAUAUCAAUACCCAACCACAAUAAGCCAGAUGGCUAUGACUACUAUGCCUUCUCUUACAAUCGGUACUACAGCUUGGAUGUUGGCAAAAGAAUAGCAAGACCUGUUACUGCUCUGACAGGAAAGACUGUAUCCAAAGACUGGUACAACUGUCCUACCAAGUGAUUCACAGCAGAGGAUUUUAAAAGAAGAUGCCAUUUGAAUGUUGACAUUUUGUCUAAUUUUAUUAAUAAAAGACAUUGAAAUGUUUGCACACAAAUCUAAGUAUAAAAUGCUGCUUUAAGCUCUGGCUUCAUGACACUAAUGCAACCACAGGCAAACUGGCACUUUAGUAUACACAGCUGUAAUGACUUUACAGAUCAUUUAACUAAUAUUUCCUCUGUUCAGGCCUCCUCUGCCUCCCAUUGCAUGAGUUACACCUGUAUUGGGAAAGAAAACAAACAGUGAGAUAAGAGCAGGAAUCCCUACCUACCAAGUGGGAAACUGAUUUAAACUAAAGGAUUUUUGUUCUUUUAAAACUUAGAAAAGCUUAAUAUCUAACUGCACUUUACUCCCUCCACUGGUAAGAGUCAAGUGCCACUGAAGAAGAAAGUUUGCCUGUCUGCAGAGUUCUCAGAUACACACUAAACCAGAACUCCAGAGCUUCUGGGCUAACAGACAUAAAAGUUUGGGCAGGGAUGCUGCAUUAUUUUACAUCUGACACGCAAGCACAGUGUAUGAAGUACUGCUUCAUAUACUUCCCCCCAGGAAGAAAGUACUGUAACCAUGUUUUUUUUAAAGAAUCUGAAUAUGAGCAGCCACAAACACUCACCCCUCUGUCUGUUGAACUGACGACCACGAACACCAGUUCUUAGUGUUGGUGGCUGAAGCCUGACACGUCGGAAGGGCUUCGGCUGAUUGCUGCUUGUGUCUGUGGAGGGGUGAAAAUGCAGGAAAGAAUGUUUGUGUAUGGUACAGUUUCUCACAUUUACAGGAUUUCACAUGCCUUAUACUCCUGAAUUUACUUUAAAAUAUGAAGGUGCAGCCUUAUUUUCAUUGACCUCUGAUACAAAUAAAAGCCUCGAAA